AGUUUUCUCUCACACACUCUAUAAAUACCCCUUUGGAUAAACGUCCCUUGUUUUUAUUUGUUUCUACUACCACUUUGCCUUCAUACUCAACUCAAUUCUAGUUUUGUAGAAAGAAGAAAGGAACCAACCACUCUUUUCUUUCACCGAUCAUACAUACAAUGUCGACUUACAGAGACGAGGAUCCCCGUCUUCAUGACAUCAAAACUAAGAUUCGUGUUGUCCCUAAUUUCCCCAAACCUGGUAUUAUGUUCCAAGACAUUACUACUCUGUUGCUCGACCCCAAAGCCUUUAAAGACACGAUAGAUUUGUUCGUUGAGCGAUACAAAGGCAAAAACAUUUCUGUUGUUGCAGGAAUUGAAGCUCGGGGUUUCAUUUUUGGUUCUCCCAUUGCUCUGGCAAUAGGAGCAAAGUUUGUACCAUUGAGGAAACCAAAAAAAUUGCCUGGUGUGUUUUUUAUUCUUAAUUUUUCCUCUAGUAACUAUGUUGUCUACUUUCUCUCAUUUUCUGUUAACAAAAGAUUGUUUUGGUACGUGGCAGGCAAAGUUAUUUCUCAAGAGUAUAUUCUGGAAUAUGGAAGAGACUGUCUUGAGAUUCAUGUUGGAGCCGUUGAACCUGGUGAGCGUGCUUUAGUGGUUGAUGAUUUGAUUGCCACUGGUGGAACUCUCUGUGCAGCCAUGGACUUACUAGAGCGAGUGGGAGCAGAGGUAGUGGAGUGCGGAUGUGUAAUUGAAUUGCCAGAAUUAAAAGGCCGUGAACGGUUGAACGGGAAGGCCUUGUAUGUGUUAGUGGAAUGUUUUGAGUGCUGUCAGUAGAUGAAGAUGUAGAUGGGGGGAAUGCGUCACCACCAAGUGGAUACUUUCCUAUAUGGAAAUCCCAUUUUUUUUCUGCUUCCUCCUUUAUUAACGACUAUUGAAUUAGAAAGGCUUCCCCUGUUGAGACUCAAUGAAUGCCUUUGCCCAAAGAUUUUGAUGUAUGGAAAGAAUGCUUUUUUGGGGCAAAUGAUUGUAACUAGGAACAAUCACAUAAAAUUAAUGACUCUGUAUGACCCUUUUGGUGUAUCCUCUCUUUGCUUACCCACCCCUUCUAUUUCAAAUAAAACCAUUACUUUGACUACAGUAGAUUUCCAUGACCAAAAAUGAAAAUGAAAAUAUGGAAUUUGUAUUGUUGGAUU
Messenger RNA from Glycine soja, 1171 nucleotides. RefSeq names its product adenine phosphoribosyltransferase 4-like. The record is from RefSeq and is a predicted model, not a curated record. Gene Ontology annotation, biological process: adenine salvage. The transcript is spliced from 5 exons. Gene Ontology annotation, cellular component: cytoplasm; cytosol. Gene Ontology annotation, molecular function: adenine phosphoribosyltransferase activity. NCBI's taxonomy places the organism in Eukaryota, Viridiplantae, Streptophyta, Magnoliopsida, Fabales, Fabaceae. Bases 159 to 812 code for a protein of 217 amino acids.